Messenger RNA from Schistosoma margrebowiei, 6115 nucleotides. The record is from the annotation of a GenBank genome assembly. Lineage: Eukaryota; Metazoa; Platyhelminthes; Trematoda; Strigeidida; Schistosomatidae.
UUGAAGUUUACGCUCGAAGGUCUGCGCUGCGCGCUGUGUUUGCAUUGAUUUUCGAUUGGCUUCGUAUUUUCGUUAUAUGUUAAUGACGGUAGAUCCCCCUUGUGUCCGGAAUAGAAACGUCAAGGUGUCGGUAGUGUAAUAAAUUUAUCAUUCAACUUCUUUGGGCAUGCUGACUGCCUCUUUGGCACCGACUGCUAACAUCCCUAUAGUCAGUGAAAACGGAAAUCUACGUUCACGAUCAACAUCUCAACACCUUCGAGGUGAUCGUUCUAGAAUUGGCUGUAGUCAUUUAAAACUGUCAGCUCCAAGUGCAGAUACAUUGUCUGAUUCACUAAGUUUAGCAACAACUGCGACAGAAGGUACAAUAGGAGAGGUGUGGGAACAAAGACAGUAUCCGGUCAUGCCUUUAGGAUGUACUGUGCUAAAAAGCCCGCCUCCAUCAUUCUUAAAUCUUUCUAAUCAAGAUAAGCAACAGCCUUCAGAAAAAAAUCUUUAUGAGUUCUUAAAGGAUGCAGAACUAGACCACUAUUACUCCGUACUUACUCGUCAUUUAAAGAUACGUUCAGUUCAACAAAUCAAAUAUGUUGAAGAUUCUGAUCUUGCAGAACUAGGUUUCAGUCGACCAGAACAACGACGUUUACGGAAACAUUUCAAACGAGAAUGCCCACAAACUGCUAUGGGGAAGCUAAGAAAGCGCUUAGCUCGAUCCACCAGUGGCCGAUGUUUAUCACCACGACUCAAAGAUACAUUAGAUGGAUUAUCAUCUCGUAAUCUCAACGUAUUAUCCAUUUCAUUAGAUAGUACACCAACAUCUGAAGAUGGCGAUACAAAACGACGUACACUAUUACUUACACAAAAUUCUAAAGGUCAUGAUGGUAGUAAUAAGUGUUUGACAGAAAAUUUGAGUAAUUUAACCAUUAAUGGAAAUACAAAUUAUCGGGUUAUUCAAUCGAAUGAACUUGAAAUUGGCAGUAGUCUUGGCGAAGGAGAAUUUGGAAAAGUUUUUCAGGGUGUUUGGCAUACAGAUACAAGACGUGGUUUACAAGUUGCUAUCAAAAUUAUGGAUAUUAAACAAAUGAAUGAAGAGGAAACAUGUGAUUUUUUGAAUGAAAUAUCAAUUAUGCAUAGACUAGAUCAUCCAGAUAUUGUUCAGCUUCUUGGUGUGUGCAUUGAUGUAAAUGUAAUAAAAAUUGUUACUGAACUUGCUCCACUUCGCUCUCUACUAGAAUGCUUACGUGAAUCUGAAUUAAGAUCCAGUUUCUCUGUUCCUGUUUUGCAUAAAUUCUCAAUACAGAUUGCUCGAGGAAUGAGUUAUUUAGAAGAAUGUGGUCUUGUACAUCGUGAUUUGGCGGCUAGAAAUGUUCUAGUAUUUUCAAAAGAUAUUGUGAAAAUUAGCGAUUUUGGUAUGAGUCGGGCUCUUCAACUAGGCAAAUCAUAUUACCAAUCAAAUUUCAAUGUUAAUCUUAAACUUCCGAUUGCAUGGUGUGCACCAGAAUGUAUACAUGAUUUAUUAUUUACUAUACAUUCAGAUAUAUGGGCUUAUGGUAUUACAUUAUGGGAGAUAUUCACUUAUGGAUUUACACCAUGGGCUGGUCUUACCGGUCGACAAAUAUUAGAAAUGAUCGAUGCACCACGUUUUGGUCGGUUAGAUCAACCAGAUGCAUGUCCAGAUCCAAUUUACGAUGCUGUGAUGCGAGCAUGUUGGGCACAUGAACCAAAAGCUAGACCAACAUUUGCUCAAUUACUAGGUAUGCUUCCACGUCUUAGUCCUGAAAUUUGGAUAACCACAAGUGAAUAUCGUCCUGAUACAGAUUCAAAUUUGGAUACAAUUAGUACAUCAGGUGAAGAAUUCCCAUAUAAUCCUGGUUUUCGUCCACAUGGAACACGUUCAUUAGGUCGUCCAUUGUUUAUUAGGGCAAAUGAAACAGUGUGUAUACUUGGCAAAAGAAGUAGUAACACAUGGAAAGUGGUAAAUUUACGUACAGGACUUGUAGGUUGCAUUCCAUCGGGGAUUUUAAAACCAUGCAAUGCUCCUGGGAAUGAUUUAUCUGUUACCCGUGAUCGUCAUACACUAACUACUAAUAAUACUGCCACAUCGUCACCAAAUACUAUGGGGUUAGUAGCGAAAACACGUUUACGUAUGAGUCGAAGAGCUUCAUUAACAGAUUUGGCUUUACGCAAAACUGUUUCUCGACUUAACAAAUUCAGUUUAAUCAAUCCAACAGAUAACAAUAGUAAUAAUAAUAAUAGUAGUAUUAGUAGUAGUAGUGGUACAUCACGUUCACGUAUAAAAUUAACUGCAGAUCAAAUAAGUUCACCACAAAAUGAUUUUCGACAUAUUGGUCAUGUUGGUUCAGAUGGUCGAACAUUUGGUGACAUUGGUUUAGUUAGUAAAAUGAUUGAUUUGAAUGAUAAUCUCUCUGAUUCUCAAUCAUUUCACGAUUUUACUGUAUCUGAAGAAAAAUACAAAUCCAAUAAAUCGAAUACUUUGCAAAUUAAUUCUUCGAAUAUUAAAACUUAUCAAGAAACAACAAUGAAACAUAUUUCGUUACCAAUAACAACCAACACAUCAAUAAUUGGUGAUUCGUCUAUGACAAAAAAAUUUACAUCAAAGAAAAACACUCAAACAUCAAAUACUCUCUUGACUACUAAUUACAAUAAAUCUAUAAAUAAAGAUGAUACAGAUUUAUUAUUCGAUGAUAUCAAAUUCAAUGUGAUCUCUGAAUCAAAUGGGUUAGAUUUAGGCUCAUCAUUACUAGAUGAAGUAUUCAAAUGUUUUCCAAUAGAAAAAUCUACUACCAAUGACAAUAUGCAUCAUAAUCCUGAUGGUGCUAAAAAGUUAAAUGGUGUGACUACUUCUACUACUACUGCCAUUACUACUAAUAAUGGGGAUAUUAAAGGUCAUUCUAAUUGUGGCGAUUCGCUCCAAAUGAAUGGUACACGUAUUGAUGAUUCUACAAGAUCGAAUUCAACUGAUUAUUUAAACAAAGAAUCCCCACCAACCAACAGUACCAUAUUUAAUCAAACAUCAGAUUUGAUUGAACGUGGCAAACAUUCAUCAAAAUCAAAUGGAUUUCGUAUUCCUUCUUUAAUAAAUAAAAUUAAUCGUUUGGAAAUAUCAAUGCCAUCUACUACUACUAAUACUACAACCGCCACUACUAUUACUACUGACAAUUAUAUAAGUAAAAAUGAUAAUAAUAAUAAUUAUGAACAAGUCAAUGAUGAAUUAAAUGAUUCAACUUACACUGAUAAUACAAUCAUUAAUGAUAAUCCUGUUGCUGUUGUUGUUGAUGAUGGUAAUGAUAAUGGUGGUGAUGACAAUGAUAAUCGUCAUCAUCAUCUUGAAAAGAUGAAAAUGGAUAAUAAUGUUAAUAAUAAUAAUAAUAAUAAUAAAACAGAAUCAAAAUUUUCAUGGAAACGUAGUUCAUUUAGUAGUUUAACACAUCGUAGUUCAUCAAUAUCAAAAGCAUUAAAUAAAACUAAUAUUAUUAAUGGAUUUAAUCAAUUAGAUAAUGAAAAUAAUUAUGAUAAUAAACGAUUAACAAUUAGUAGACCAAUUUUAUUAAGUCGACCAAAUUCAGUUACACAUUCAACUUUAAAUCGUCUACCAUCCAAUUCAUCAUCAUCUUCAAUUAUUGGUAAUCUAACUGAACCAAGUAGUUUAGGUAGUUCAACAACAAGUCGUGAUAGUUCAUUAACUGUUGUUUCAUCAUCAUACAAUGGUUGCAGCAGCAGUAGUGGUGGUGGUGUUGGUAUCGGCUACGGUCUCGUCGGCCCUAGUAUCGGUGGAUAUACAUCAUUAAAUAAUACUGCUGGUCAUGAUGAGUCAGCAUUUACAGAACAACAACAACAACAAACUCAACAUCAGUCUUCAAUAUCAUCAUCAUGCUAUUACGAGACAUCUACAAAUGGAUCACUUUCACCAGCGUCUAGUCUAUCAUCUAUGAUAUCGGCUACAUGUGUUCCAUCCCAUUCGUUAACAUCCAGUAUUUCAAAUUCUAUAAAUAAUAAUUCUACAUCAUUAUGCAAUAAUAAUAGUACAUCAAUUGCACAAGGUUGUCUACGAGCAUUAAAAUCUGGUGAAACAGUAUUUCGUGCAUCAACGAAUACUUCAACUGGUACAUUGAAUUCACGAAGAAAGGUUAGUACAUCUUCAAGAACAAAUACUCCAAUGUUGUUGGCAGAUGAAAGAUCAACAAAUCCAAGAAUCAAAAAUUUAUCACCAACUGUAACAUUAGUUAAUUUAUCAACAAAAAAUUCUACUGAUGAUGCUAUUUCUUCAUCAAGUUUAUUAAGAAAGAAAUCCAACUUAUUAUUUAAUCGUGAUAUAUAUCAGUCAUCAUCAUCAACUGAACGAAGUCCCAAUCAUCAUUUAACUAAUUCUACUAAUAUAACAACUAGCAUUAAUACUAGUCAUACAUUACAACAACAUAAAACUUUAAAUCGUGUAGAUCUAUCACAUUCAUCAUCAUCUUCAUCGUCAAUAUCACCACUAUCUACACCAUUCUUGGGUAAAUCAACAAAUAAUGUUCAAUCAAAAUUGAGUCACCCAGCAACACCAAAACUAGACACGACAACACCAUCAAAUGAAAAUAAUAGUAAUGUGUCCAGUAUGGAUCUAAACAGUGUAAUGGCAUCAUUUUUAAGCAAAGAUUUUGGUAGUUUUCUUGAUAAUGAUACAAAUCUAUGUAACACGAAUGGUAUCAAUGGUGAUGAUAAUACUGGUCGUUUCCAAUUGAAUAAAAGUCAUGUCCCAUCGAGUUAUCAAUCCAAUUUGUCGAAAUCACCAUUCAAAUCAAGUUUAUCUAGAUUACCACCGAAACGUGGAAAUCUACGCAAUGCCGACGAUGAUGAUGAUGAUGUACUCGCUAUUUAAUAAUCAUGUGAACCUUGUCAUCUAUGCAACAUUCAAACUGCACAAUAGAUAUGUGAAUCUAAAGAAGUAUAUAUACAUAUAUAUACAUUACAUUACAGUUAUUCCUUUCCAUUGCAUUUUCAUAAACAUUUAUUUAUUAAAUUAUACUUAACUGUUACUAUAUCCAUAGGAAAUAAACCAAAUAGGAUUAUGUUUGUGUGUGUGUGUAUGUGUUUCCUUCUUCGAUUCUUCUAUUGUGGUGACUUUUAUUAUUUAUCAAUCAUUUGGAAUGUUAUUUACCUUAAUCAUGUCUACUAUAAUAAAUACUUGUUUUUAAGACAUCUAUUUGAAUAUGAUGUAAUUCUCAGAUAUAUUCCUGUUGUAUAUACAUUGAUACAUAUCUUUCUUGAAUAACAUUGUACUGCUCUGCAAUACUUAAUCAUCAUAACUAUGUAUUUCCGUUUAACCUGACCGUUGUUGCAGGUCCUAUGUUGUUGUAACUGACUGACUUUCCUUCAAGCACUUUUUCCUAUAAUGUUGAUACACACACACUAGUUUUACUCCUGUCUCAUUACUCUAUCGUAAUAAUUCUGUUGUCCGUACAAUUGUCUUACUACCCAAAGACGAAUAUAUACACACAAAAAAUUGUAUUUAUUCCUUACAAUAUUAGUAUUCUUCAACUUACUCUAUACAUAUUUAUCUUUUAUUUAAAAUGAAUGAUUGUUUUAUGCGUUGACUUAUUAUUUGUCAUGCCUUAAGAAGAAACCCCGGUGGUGUUUGUUACAUUGUUUUUUUUUCUAUUUAAGCCAUUUGUGCAAUUUUGUUACAUGCUAUAUGUGUGUUUGUGUAUGUGUUUAUGUAUCCACUUUUUGUGCUUCUUUUUCUUUGUAUACCUUUUGAAGGAAUGAUAGAUUUCUAAAAAUCAAAAUAGGAGUUGUACUAGGUUUUUCACUUUACUCUUUGUCAUGGUGAUCAUGGAGGUAUAUAUACUACUGAUUAGUUUCAUUGAUUUAUUUAUUUAUCAAUUGUGUUCAUUUUCAGCUUUUAAGGAGGAGAUAGGAAAUAUUUUCCAUUUCUUAUCCAGUGAUGUUAUUCUUGCUCUCGUUUCUUUUGGGGGUGGGGAGGGGGUUAAGAGUAGUGACGAGGUGGUGUUGAUUGUUCAAAUAGUCAGUAACAUCAUUAUUUCUUUAGGAAAGUUUUUUCGCACUUAUACUUCAAUCCAUAAUGUACUCACUAUCGAUAUAUAUAUAUAUAUAUAUA